This is a messenger RNA of Didymodactylos carnosus, 303 nucleotides long. NCBI's taxonomy places the organism in Eukaryota, Metazoa, Rotifera, Eurotatoria, Philodinida, Philodinidae. The record is from the annotation of a GenBank genome assembly.
AUGGCAAAUCUGAACUGUCCACGUUUGAUAACCGGUUAUGAAAAACGUUUAGUUCAACAAUACGAUACUCCUGAUUCCACGACAGAUCAUCAUCUCCAUUUUAGCGAUGAAGAUGAAUCCAGCGACGAAAGCGACGGAAAACAAGAGAUCGUCGGAAAAGCAUACAACGAUAAUGAGUUGUUUCUUGCUGUUCGCCAGAAUUCUCGAGUUAAUUUCAUGCCGGCCAAUAGGGUUCACAAGAAAUAUCCUCAGGCAACUAUCAAAUACUACACCAAAUUAUUGAAUGACAAUCAUCUAUUAUGA